Vicia villosa (hairy vetch) is the source of this 3213-nucleotide messenger RNA. RefSeq lists its product as uncharacterized. Bases 1 to 3213 code for a protein of 1070 amino acids. Lineage: Eukaryota; Viridiplantae; Streptophyta; Magnoliopsida; Fabales; Fabaceae. The transcript has a single exon. The record is from RefSeq and is a predicted model, not a curated record.
AUGGAUCAGUUAAGGGACGAUCUUAUCCAGAUGAGAACUCAGGUUACUGCUCAGAUGGCUCAGUUCAUGGAAGUCAUGCAAAACAUGGCUGAUCGCCAAGAAGAGCUCAGGAUCCGAAUGGACACAGUUGCUCAGGUUGUUGCGGACCCCCCGCAAAGAAAUCCUGCUGAUAUUCGUGUCAAUGGUGAGCCUGUGAUCGGAGGACCUGGUGUAAUCCCUCCUGCUGCUAAUCAAGGUAAUCCCCGUGGGCCUCCCCAACCUACUCCUGAAGGACAAACCACACAACAAAUCAGAAGGGCUGCUGCCAUCCCCGUGUUGGAAGAGGAUCGACAUGAGGAUCUAUUUCCUGAAAGUGAGUUGGGAUUUCCACAUGAUGCUGGAAGGUUGUUCAGAGGACUGGAGGAAAGGAUGAGGGCCAUGGAAGGCCAAGGACUUGGUAUGGACAUUAAUGACUUGGGUUUGGUUCCUGGUGUCCGCGUGCCGCCGAAAUUCAAAGUGCCAGAUUUUGAGAAAUACAAGGGGAAUACUUGUCCCAAGACCCAUGUCCGAGCUUACUACCGCAAGAUGCAUGUCUAUUCUGAGGACGAGGGGCUGUUGAUGCAUUUCUUCCAAGAUAGCCUGACUGGGGCAUCUUUGGAAUGGUAUAUGAGGCUGGAAAGAGCUAGUAUUCGAAGCUGGAGAGACUUGGUUGAUGCCUUCAUAAAGCAGUAUCAAUAUAAUGUUGACAUGGCACCCAAUCGCACUCAAUUGCAGAAUCUAUCUCAGAAAGCUAAUGAGUCCUUCAAAGAAUACGCGCAAAAAUGGCGCGAGUUGGCAGCCAGAGUUCAACCACCUAUGUUGGAGAGAGAAAUGAUGGACCUGUUCACCAAUACUUUGGAAGGUCAAUACUAUUCUGCUUGUUCCGCAUCCUCGAGUUUCGCCGAGUUGGUCAUGAUUGGUGAGAGAAUUGAAAGUGGAAUCAAGGCUGGUAGAAUUCAGAAUCCGAGUGCUGCUAGUUCCUCCUCUGGGGUUGUUGGAAAGAAACCUUAUAACGGGUUUGCCAAGAAAAGAGAGGGUGAGACGAGCGCUGCUUAUUAUGGUAAAGGCAAAAUCCAGGCUCAUCAACAAGUGGCCGCCGUGACUAUACCGAAUGUUCCAUUUCAGCAACAUCAACAACGAGGGUAUACUCCGCGCCAGUAUCAACCAAAGGCACCUGAGAGAACUUUUGACCCGAUCCCGAUGACAUAUGCACAAGUAUUGCCAUACCUCCUCGACUUGAAGUUGGUACAAUUGAGAACUCUAGCCACUCCUGCUAAGUUGCCUCCUAAUUGGGAUGCUAAUACAAGGUGUGAAUUCCACUCUGGAGCACCUGGGCAUAACAUUGAAAACUGCAAAGCAUUGAAGUAUCAGGUUCAAAAUCUUCUCGACUCCAAGGCCAUUGAGUUCACUCCUACUCUAGGGCCUAAUGUUGUUCAAAAUCCCAUGCCCCCUCAUGGGUCUCAUGCUGCAAACGCCCUCGAUUGUGUUGAAGACACUCGUUUGGUUAAGGACGUGACUGAGUUAGGCUCUCUGUUGCCUUUACUGAAAGUAGAAUUACUGAGAAUGGGUCUAUAUGCUGGUUGUGGAGAAUUGUGUAAUGAGUGCAUGGCCACUUCCUCCGUUUGUGAUAAAGUGAAGAAUGGUAUUCAACAGUUGAUAGAUAGUGGGUAUCUACAGUUUGAGCGCGUACGACGGCCCGAGGUAUUUGAGAAUGAAAUUAAUGUGGCAUCCAUCCCCUACACUCCUGCUAAGAUCCCAAUUCCUGCUAGAGCACCUCCUUUGGUUAUUACAUCGCCUGGUCCCGUUCCGUAUACUAGUGAAAAGGCAAUCCCAUGGAACUACGGUGGAGAGGUUUUUUACCAAGGGGCCAAGUUUGAACUUAGAACACCAGUUGAGAAAGAAGACGUCGACAAUGUUGUGGGAGUUGGAAGAAUGACAAGGAGUGGCCGUAUUCUCGAUCCUCCUCAGAAUAUUCACAAAGGCAAUACAGAAGCUCUAGCUCAAGCAAAAGGAAAAGGAGUGACAGAAGAUACUAUGGACCAGGGGCAAAGUUCUAAUUCUGAGGACACUGUGGCCAAAGAGAUGGAAGAAUUCCUCAAGAUCAUCAAGAAGAGUGAGUAUAAAGUGGUUGACCAGCUGAGUCAAACUCAAUCUAAGAUUUCGAUCUUACAGUUGCUCUUAUGCUCCGAGACACAUCGAAAUGCUUUAUUGAGACUCCUAGGCACUGCCUUUGUCCCUCCUGAGAUCUCAGUAAAUCAGCUUGAAGGGGUAGUGUCUAAUAUCAAUGCUGGAAAUGGAUUGGGAUUCACUGAUGCAGAUUUGCCUUCUGAAGGUAGAAAACACAAUAGAGCUUUGCACAUAUCUGUGGAGUGCAAGGGGACUAUGCUAUCUCGUGUUCUUGUUGAUAAUGGAUCUUCUUUGAAUGUGUUACCAAAGUCGUCUUUGAUGAGGCUAGACUAUUCUGGUGUUGAGAUAAGGCCAAGCGAACUAACUGUGAGAGCCUUUGAUGGCUCAAAGAGGUCGGUGUUUGGGGAGGUUGAUUUACCAGUGAUGAUAGGUCCUCAACUCUUCACUAUUACUUUCUUUGUGAUGGACAUCCACCCGGCUUACAGUUGUCUCCUGGGGCGUCCAUGGAUCCAUGCUGCUGGGGCCGUGACUUCCACAUUGCAUCAGAAACUCAAAUUUGCCACUCAAGGGAAGAUAGUCACAAUAUGUGGGGAGGAAGAGCAUGUGGUAAGCCAUCUUGCGUCUUUCAAGUAUAUUGAUGUGGAAGGGGAGGUCCACGAAACACCUUGUCAAGCAUUUGAGGCUGUCCAGACUAUCAAGAUCCCUUAUGUUGAAAAGAAGAAGUUGGAGGCUCCCAUGUCCUCACUAAAGGAAGCUAAAGCUGUGGUUGAAUCUGGUCAUCCUGAAGGAUGGGGCCGAGUCUUGGAUCUACCAGUCAAGCAGGAUAAAUGUGGGGUUGGAUAUCAGUUGGGUCAGAGUUCAUCUAAGGAGGCCUCCAAGAAGCCCGGAACCUUCAUUCCGAUCAAGUUCUCUAGUGCUGGCAUCGUCAAGGAUCAUAUUUGUGCUGCUGAUGAUGAUAUGGAUAGCGAUUAUGACAUUGAAGAAUGGAUCAAGCCGUGUGUCCCAGGACAGAAACUUCUCAACUGGUCUUCCGAGGACAUCAUCUCAAUUGCUUCUGAUCAAGAGUAA